GCUGCAGCGGGUGGGCACACCACCUUUUUACGAUGGCUGCGUAACCAGGGCGUAGUCGCGUGCUGGGGAAAAGUUGCAGUUGCAAGAGCUGUGCGUUCGGGUCAAGUGGACACAUUAAACUUUCUUCUCCACGAAGUCACUGCCCCCUUUGACAACCGAUCGCUUUCGCAAGCAGCACACCGCAGAAACCCGCAUGCAUUGUGGUGGCUCCUAGCAAAUACAAGCUUGCGCCCGGACAAUCGAGCACUAGUGGCAGCAUGUGAGGCGGGGCGCCUAGCGAAUUUACAGCUGCUUGCACCACAAGUGGCUGGCAGACACUCCGAUUGUGCAACGCAGGCCGCUACAUACGGUCAUCUCGACAUUAUGAAAUGGUUGCAUCGCCACGGUUUUGCUUUCACACGAGAGCUUAUGAAUGGGGCGGCUAUAGUCCAGUGGUUGCACCAGCACAGAAACGAAGGAUGCACGCAUGAUGCCAUCGACUACGCCGUGCACCACGGUCACACAGAGGUCGCACAAUGGCUGCUGCAGUAUCGCACCGAAGGAUGCUCAAAUUGGGCAAUGCAGCUUGCAAUUGUUGGUGGACAUCUUGGUGCUGCACAAUGGCUACAUCAAAACGUAGAAAUGCGUUGGACGGGACCUUUGCUGGAUUUGGCAGCU
Messenger RNA from Phytophthora sojae, 657 nucleotides. RefSeq lists its product as hypothetical. The record is from RefSeq and is a predicted model, not a curated record. The annotation marks the transcript as partial. Gene Ontology annotation, molecular function: protein binding. The transcript has a single exon. NCBI's taxonomy places the organism in Eukaryota, Oomycota, Peronosporomycetes, Peronosporales, Peronosporaceae.